This is a messenger RNA of Tetranychus urticae (two-spotted spider mite), 1003 nucleotides long. RefSeq names its product alpha-crystallin A chain. Gene Ontology annotation, biological process: protein refolding; response to heat. Gene Ontology annotation, cellular component: cytoplasm; nucleus. The record is from RefSeq and is a predicted model, not a curated record. NCBI's taxonomy places the organism in Eukaryota, Metazoa, Arthropoda, Arachnida, Trombidiformes, Tetranychidae.
CACACAGCUGGUAACAGUAAACAGUAAACAGUGAAGCUGUAAUAACACAAUAUUGAAACUCGCUAAUACAAAGCUUACUUCAAAUUAACGGUUUGAUCUUAAUUCAGUUUUUUUUUGAUUUCUAAGUUUAAUCAAGUCAAAAAGUCCAAUACUCGUUAUCAAGCUAAUUCGAACUGUUACUCUCCUGUUUCCAUUUUCUCGUACUGUUAAAUUGUGUUGUGUUUAAUCGUAAUUAAUUGAACAAAUAUGUCUUUGGUUCCACUUAUUCUUGAAUCAAUGCUAAAUGAUCAAUCAGAUCAUUACUAUCCAAUCAUCGCUUACCGUGAACCAGUUAUGGAUUACCCUAGAAGAUCAUGGGGUCAAAUGAAUCGUGCUCUUCGUCAAUUGGACCAAUUGUCUAAGCAUCUCAAUCAAGAAAUGACAACAAUCAACGAUUCCGAAGAUAAAUUCGAGGUUAAUGUUGAUUGUGCCCAUUUCAAACCAGAGGAGAUAAACGUUAAAUUGGCCGACAAUCAUCUGGUAGUUGAAGCAAGACAUGAAGAAAGAUCUGAUGAACAUGGUUUCAUCUCACGAGCAUUCAAGAGGAGAUAUAUCUUACCAGAAAAUGUAGAAAUUGAGAAAAUCGAGUCAAGCUUAGGAGUUGAUGGUGUUCUUAAGAUCAAAGCUCCAAAGAAGGUUGUCAAUGCUGUUACAGGAGAAAAGAAGAUUCCAAUUACAUUGACCAACCAAGUCCAUCAACCAGUUGAAAGUGGUGAUAAAGCUCAAACUGAAAAGAUGGAAACCAAAUAAUAAACUCAGCCAAAGAUAUGGUUUUACCAAUUGUAUUGGUUAAUGCACAUCUCUUAAUGCAAAUCUCAUCAUUUGUGUUCCAAAGUCAAUCAAAAUUACAUAGCUUAUGUAACACCUGUUCAUCCCACCAUUCACUGAACCCACCUUCUAAAUAUUGUAUCGAUUUCUUCCUAUGUUUAUCUGUGAUUAAUAAAUAAUUUUUUUUAAGAAAAAA